AUGGAACAAGUUGAUGAACAGUAUUGUAUAUGGAUGAUGAAGAGGAGACCAUCAUCAUCACAGCUUUUGAAGUCCCAUUUUGAAGUAUCAACGGAGUAUUUAAAUGAUUCAUGGGAAGAACAAGCAUUUGCAGAAGAUGCAGCCAGGUGUUUGAGGGGUUGCAUUUGGCCACCAAGGUCCUAUUCUUGCAGUUUUUGCAAUAGAGAAUUCAAGUCAGCUCAAGCCCUAGGUGGUCACAUGAAUGUUCAUAGAAAAGAUAGAGCUAAGCUCAAACAAUUAGAUCACUCCAUUGAUGAUCAUAAAGGACAGUCAUUUGGGUCAGAUUCUACACCAAGAAAAAGGGUUCUCAAUGCUGAUGAUGGUGAGACCAGUUUGUCUGUUGGGUUGAGUUCUGUCUUGUUCAAUAACAAACGACCAAAGGUUGCUGUUUCAACAUGGCAGGUUCUUGAACUUAAGCCAGUGACCUCCAUGGAAGAAGACUUGGACCUUGAGCUUAGGCUUGGUGUUCUAUAG
Molecule: messenger RNA, 513 nt
Organism: Gossypium raimondii (Peruvian cotton)
Lineage: Eukaryota; Viridiplantae; Streptophyta; Magnoliopsida; Malvales; Malvaceae
Product: probable transcriptional regulator RABBIT EARS
Exons: 1
Coding region: 1-513 (170 amino acids)
Source: RefSeq, a predicted model, not a curated record